UUCCUCUGCUAAACCCCAAAAUGCAACCAAAACUAACCAAAAACUUGGGAUUUUAGUCCUUGUUUCCUUAUCCCUUUACUUCUCUCUCUCUCAAAUGGCUUCCAUUUCUCUACCCAAUCACUCUUUACCCUCUCUGCUUCCUUCUCAGAAACCCACAACCCAAUUUUAUACUUCUCAAAACCUCUCAAUUCUCUCCAAAUCAUCACAGUCUCAAUUUUAUGGCCUUAAGGUUUCUCAUUCUGCUUCUCUUUCAAUCCCAUCCUCUUCUUCUGCCAAGACUACCAUUGUCGCUAAGGUAAACAAAGGGCAGGUGCCACCACCCUUCACAUUGAAAGAUCAGGAUGGGAAGAACGUGAACCUUUCCAAAUUCAAAGGGAAGCCUGUGGUUGUCUAUUUCUACCCUGCUGAUGAGACCCCUGGCUGCACCAAACAGGCCUGUGCUUUCAGGGAUUCUUAUGAGAAGUUUAAGAAAGCAGGAGCUGAGGUUGUUGGAAUCAGUGGUGAUGAUCCAUCAUCGCACAAGGCAUUUGCAAAAAAAUACAGACUUCCAUUUACAUUGUUGAGCGAUGAAGGAAACAAAAUAAGAAAAGAGUGGGGCGUUCCAGCUGAUCUAUUUGGAGCAUUGCCUGGGAGACAGACAUAUGUUCUUGACAAGAAAGGUGUGGUUCAACUCAUCUACAACAACCAGUUCCAACCUGAAAAGCAUAUUGAUGAAACCCUGAAACUACUUCAAAGCCUUUGAACCCUUCAUUCUAUGAUCUGUAUUGCUUUUAUCUUACCUUUUCCCCUUUAAUCUGUUCUUUUGGAGUUAACAUUAUUGUUGUAUUGAUCAAGUCUUUGUAGCUAGUUACUAGCCAGUUGGUUAUAUCCAUUAUUCAUGCAUAUAUAUGUAUAUGCAUUCAUAAGGUAUGAAGUGCGAUUUCUCAUUAAAGGUGAAAACAUCAAUUUAUGGACCGAAAA
Molecule: messenger RNA, 960 nt
Organism: Hevea brasiliensis (rubber tree)
Lineage: Eukaryota; Viridiplantae; Streptophyta; Magnoliopsida; Malpighiales; Euphorbiaceae
Product: peroxiredoxin Q, chloroplastic
Exons: 4
Coding region: 95-742 (215 amino acids)
Biological process (GO): cell redox homeostasis; cellular response to oxidative stress
Cellular component (GO): cytoplasm; chloroplast thylakoid membrane
Molecular function (GO): thioredoxin peroxidase activity
Source: RefSeq, a predicted model, not a curated record